Diachasma alloeum is the source of this 1469-nucleotide messenger RNA. RefSeq lists its product as uncharacterized. The record is from RefSeq and is a predicted model, not a curated record. NCBI's taxonomy places the organism in Eukaryota, Metazoa, Arthropoda, Insecta, Hymenoptera, Braconidae. The coding region runs from base 722 to 1129 and encodes 135 amino acids. Gene Ontology annotation, molecular function: sequence-specific DNA binding. The transcript has 5 exons.
CUCAUUGACAGAUCUCCCGUUAGUGAGUUGAGUGGUGUUUCUGCGGUUGCGGGGUUCAAGAUAAUGCGUAGAUCGCAAUAAUCAGUUGUUGUUUGUUUUUUUAUUGACAGCUAGUUGUUUUAACGAGUGAAUGUUUCUCUCUUUGUUUUUUCAACUACGGCUUUCGGUUAGAUAACGAGUUUUUUGAGUUAAAUUUAUAAUUCUUCGAUAAUUCUGCAGCGAAGUGAUGAACUAAAGUUAACGGGAAACUCUAAAUUUUAGAGGACUAAGAAAUUUGAUAGCAGACGUAGUCUCGAUAAAUGCACUUAUCCUAGUUGACCAUUUCGCUGCAGAAUUGUGGGGUUGAUCGCUGUGGCAAUAAAAAUGUGGCUAUUCUGUGGAAGUGCAGUAGAGAAAAGUAACAAAAACAACGUUUUCCGUACUGUUCUUCAUCUUUCCUUAGACGAAGACUGACACUGGUUCUUCCCGAACCUCGCAAAGGUGAAAAUCUCUGCGGAAAAAUAUCGUUCAUGACUACUGCCAUGGGGCUUUUCUAACUUUAUACGCGUAAAAAAAACUCAUGACAUUCGUCCUGAAAAAUACAAUUUUGUUGACCAGCAACUGACACGGAGGAAAAAAAUAAAUCCAGGGAAAAUUUUCAAGUUGGGUGCGUUUCAGCAGCUCUUGGACUUUCUGGCCAACGUUACUGCACGACGAUGAUCUACACAACGAUAUUCUGGAUAUGGAAAUGACCCGAGUUGAAGAGACUCCACACGAGAGACAAAGUGAGACUGCAAAGAAGACGUACUCCGUAGGGGAUGACAAUGAGGAUGAUGGUUAUGCAUGGUCCACGAAGCGGAUUGAGGACUGGAGUCAGGGGGACACGAUAAACUGGCUCAUGUCAGCCGCAUCACAUAUGGGACAGCCCUACUGCUCGAUUCAACAAACUUUGGCUAUGCCUGGAAAAGAACUCACCACUUUGACGAAACGAGAUUUUAUUUUACAUGAUCAGGCUUAUGGAGAGAAGCUCUAUGAACAAUUGCAUUCACAGAGGGUGUCUAAUACAUUGCCAAAAUUUUCAUCCAUUCGAAAAAUCUCAAAGGAUGAUCGCAGAUCCUCGGGAUCGACGACUGUUUCCGGAAAUAACUAAUUUGUCGAGACUUUCUUGGAGAGAUAAAAUUGACGAGAUGGAAAAACUAAUGAGAUUAAACUGACGAAAUUACCUGGCGAGAAUACUGAGGCGAGAUAAAGUUACCAAAUAAGAAACUUUGUGAUAAACGAGAACAGAUUAUUAGGAGAGAAAAAGACUGGAGAGGAAUCAAGGAUACUGUCUACGGCGGGAGGGAGUGUUGAAUGUGGCGCUCUACGCCAGUCUCCUUAUUACCGACAGUGUAGCUGACUGUGUCACCACGGCGCCGUUGCGCCUCUAUGACAUAUAUUCGUACUAUGCAGCACUUGUGCCUCGACCGUUGUCGUGUUACGGGUGCGUU